Molecule: messenger RNA, 2130 nt
Organism: Dictyostelium discoideum AX4
Lineage: Eukaryota; Evosea; Eumycetozoa; Dictyosteliales; Dictyosteliaceae
Gene: aslO-1
Exons: 2
Coding region: 1-2130 (709 amino acids)
Source: RefSeq, a predicted model, not a curated record
AUGAAUAGAUUAAGUGAACCAUUUAAUUAUGACAAAGACUUCAGCUUUUCAAAUAACCAACCAAUAGAAUUUUGGGAUGAAGUUGCUAAGAAUUUCGUUCAUUGGGAUAGAAUGUAUGAUAAAGUUUAUAGUGGUGAUGAAAUUUAUCCAGAUUGGUUUAAAGGUGGUGAAUUAAAUACAUGUUAUAACGUUUUAGAUAUUCAUAUUAAAAAUCCUGCAAAAAGAGAUCAAGAUGCAUUAAUUUAUGAAUGUCCAUUUUUAAAGAAAACAAUUAAACUAACAUACUAUCAAUUAUAUGAAAAAGUAUGUGAAUUUUCAAGAGCACUUUUAAAUUUAAAUGUUUCAAAAAAUGAUAACGUUAUAAUUUAUAUGGCAAAUACAGUUGAAGCACCAAUUGCAAUGUUAUCAUGUGCUCGUAUUGGUGCAACUUAUUGUACAUUAUUUGAUGGUUAUUCAGUUAAAAGUUUAAUAGAUCGAAUUGAAACAAUUACACCAAAAUUGAUUAUCACAACAAAUUAUGGUAUUUCAAAUGAUGAAAUUAUUACAUUUACACCAAAUUUAAAAGAAGCAAUUGAACAAUCAAAUUUUAAACCAAAUCAUAUAAUUAUACAUAAUAGAGAUGAUGGUGAUUAUAAUGCAAAUUUAACUUUAAAAACAAUAAUUGAAACAAUACCAACGAUACCAAAUACAUUAAGUUGGUAUGAUGAAAUUAAAAAAUUCAAAGAAAAUAAUCAAUCACCAUUUUAUGAUUAUAUACCAGUAGAUUCAAGUCAUCCAUUAUAUAUUCUAUAUACAAGUGGUACAACUGGUAACGCUAAAGCAGUUGUAAGAAGUAAUGGUCCACAUUUAGUUGGUGUUAAAUAUACAUGUAGAUGUAUGUUUUUAAAUGAUGAAGUUAAUAAUAAUAAUACUAAUUCAGAUUUAAUUAAAUUCUUUUCACAUUCAAGUAUUGGUUGGGUAACAUUUCAUGGUUUUCUAUAUUCAUUAUUAUCAACAGGGAAUAUUUUUAUAAUGUUUGAAGGUGGAAUUUGUGAAUUAAAUCAAAUCAAGUAUCAACUUUGGAAAGUUAUUGAAAAACAUAAGGUAAACAAAUUUUUUAUUGGUCCUAAAUCAAUUAGACUUUUAAUUAAAGAUGACCCAAAUGCAGAGUUUAUAUUAUCAAAUUAUAAUUUAUCAAGUUUAAAUACAAUUUUAGUUGGUGCUGAUGUAGUUGAAAAAUCAGUUGCAAAUUAUAUUGAAAACAAAUUAAAAAAAUCUGCUUCAAAUAUAUAUGGUCAAACUGAAACUGGUAAUAUAUAUUUAUUUGAUUUUAAAAAAUCAAACAGAUCCAAUGUUAGCAGUAAUAGUAACAGUAGUGGUAGUGGUAGUGGUAGUGGUAGUGGUAGUGGUAGUGGUAGUGGUAGUGGUAGUGGUAGUGGUUGUGGUAGUGGUAGUGGUAGUGGUAGUGGUAGUGGUAGUGGUAGUGGUAGUAGUAGUGGUAGAGGUAAUAUAAUGGUAAUUGGUCAGCCAACUCCUUCUUUAAAAUCAUUCAUACUCUCUGAAGAAGAAGAAGAGGAAGUUUGUUAUAAUAAUAGUGAUGUUGGUGGUGGUAAUAGUGUUUGUAGUGGUAGUAGUAGUGGUAGUGAUAGUGGUACGAGUAGUGGUAAAAAAUCAUUAAAUAAAAAUGAAAUUGGAGAGUUGGUAUUUAAAUUACCUUUACCACCUGGAUUUGCAUUAACCUUUUAUAAAAAUAAUGAACAAUUUAAAAAAUUAUUCAAAACAAAUUUAUUGAAUAUGGAAAAAGGUUAUUAUUAUUUUUCAGGUGAUUUGGCAUUUAAAGACCAAGAUAAUAAUUUUACAAUCGUUUCAAGAUCAGAUGAUCAAAUAAAAAUUAAAUCAAAUAAAGUACAAUUAAAUACAAUUGAAAUUUCAGUUUUAAAACAUCCAUUGGUUUUAGAAUGUUGUUGUAUUGGUAUUAAAGAUGUAGAAUUCUUGACUGUACCAAUUGGUAUUCUAAUAUUAAAUAAUCAAAAUAAUCAAAAUAAUCAAAAUAAUCAAAAUAAUCAAAAUAAUAAUCCAAUUGAAUUAAAAGAAUUAGAAAAAGAAAUAAAUAUGAUAAUUUCAAAUGAUAUUGAUAAUCAUCAAUAUUAA